Molecule: messenger RNA, 537 nt
Organism: Hippocampus comes (tiger tail seahorse)
Lineage: Eukaryota; Metazoa; Chordata; Actinopteri; Syngnathiformes; Syngnathidae
Product: formin-like protein 2
Exons: 4
Coding region: 49-525 (158 amino acids)
Biological process (GO): cortical actin cytoskeleton organization; regulation of cell shape; cell migration
Cellular component (GO): cytosol
Molecular function (GO): actin filament binding
Source: RefSeq, a predicted model, not a curated record
GGUGCGUUUCUCCUCCCCCCGCAGAUUAUUUUAGCCCUCGGAAACUACAUGAACAGCAGCAAAAGAGGAGCAGUUUAUGGGUUCAAGCUUCAAAGUUUGGACCUGCUCCUCGACACCAAGUCGACGGACCGCAAGAUCACGCUGCUGCAUUACAUCGCUAACGUGGUGAAGGAGAAAUACACGCAGGUCUCCUUCUUCUACAACGAGCUGCACUACGUGGAGAAAGCGGCAGCAGUGUCGCUGGACAACGUCCUGCUGGAUGUGAAGGAGCUGCAGAGAGGCAUGGAGUUGACCAAGCGGGAGUACAGCAUGCACGGCCACAACACCAUGCUCAAGGACUUCAUCGCGCACAACGAGAGCAAGCUGAAGAAGCUGCAGGACGACGCCAAGAUCGCGCAGGAUGCCUUUGACGAAGCCGUCAAGUUCUACGGGGAGAGUUCCAAAACCACGCCGCCGUCCGUCUUCUUCCCCGUGUUUGUGCGCUUUGUCAAGGCCUACAGGGUGAGAAUCGCGCAUCCGCACUGAACCGAAAACACG